Molecule: messenger RNA, 1076 nt
Organism: Panicum virgatum (switchgrass)
Lineage: Eukaryota; Viridiplantae; Streptophyta; Magnoliopsida; Poales; Poaceae
Exons: 3
Coding region: 142-864 (240 amino acids)
Source: RefSeq, a predicted model, not a curated record
UAGGGCCUAGUAGAGAUCAAACAUUCAAGCCCAAUGAUUCCAUUAAUUAAUUAAUCUAUCCGAUCCGUUGGACCCGUUGUUUAAGCUUCGCUUGCCUCGUCACGACCAUGAUCUCAUAACGAGAGCAGCAGGUAGGAAGCCAUGGCGCCACCGACGAGGAGAGAGAGGGCGGCGGCGGCGGCGGCGAUGUCGAGCUCGUCGGUGCCGGCGGCGGCCCGGCCGGGGGCGAUCGAGGUGCAGCGCCGGCGGGUGGGCAGCUGGUGGACGAGCCGCCGGAUCUCUUUCUACGCCUCCCGCGCCUACUUCCUACUCAUCAUCCUCCAGAUCCCGCUCUUCCGGGUCCCUUGUAGAGCAGGUACAUGCACAACACCAAUUCAAGUCACCUCAUCUCAAUUGGUCUCAAACGACAUAUUCCCACCGGCUGUUGUGAAGGCCAUGCUCUACCCUGGAGCUAUCGUGAGCAGCCUCACUAAAAGCAUUGCAUUUCCAAGGUGGAGUGACCUGUUUGACAUUUACAACCUGACAGAAGCCAAAAAUGCCUCUGAAGUAGUUGAUCUCCAGCGUCUAGAGAUACUUGCUGGAAGCUACUUCUGUGUUGCUGGAGCACUUGUCGGCAUCAUUAAUCCUGGGAGGAUGACUUUGUUUGGUACCCUUUUGGUUAUAUGGGGUCUAGUGAAAGAAGCACUGUUUGGGAAACCUGUAAACAGCGAUCCAACACAAUCGACUUAUGUCUACCCGACCAUUUUGAUUGCACUGAUCUGUGCAUUUAUGUCAAUAACAUACAAUGUAAAGACGACGGCAAAAAGUAGUCCUGUUUCUAUUGCAAAGCCACUGAAAAGUUCUGCCAAGUCAAAACUGAAGUAGACAUUGUUGCAACUUCAAUCCUUGUAACUCAUUUCCCCUAUUUAUGUCCUAAAGACAGGUUUGAGGGUAAUCUGAGGAUUUUUUUGGUGUAUCUCACUUUCAAUACUGUAACAUUAACUUUCUACCUUGCAGUGAUGAUUCAGGCGGUCACUCAUUUGUACUGUUGACCAAACACACAUCUGUAAUGUUGAUAAAAGACAGCUAAUCCCCAA